Molecule: messenger RNA, 528 nt
Organism: Leopardus geoffroyi (Geoffroy's cat)
Lineage: Eukaryota; Metazoa; Chordata; Mammalia; Carnivora; Felidae
Source: the annotation of a RefSeq genome assembly
AUGAUGACAUAUAUUGUAUUUAUUUUAAGUACGAUUUUUGUGGUGAGCUUUGUAAGUUUUUCUUCAAAGCCUUCUCCUAUUUAUGGUGGGGUUGGUUUAAUUGUGGCUGGAGGUGUUGGUUGUGGUAUUGUGUUAAAUUUUGGGGGGUCAUUUUUAGGUUUAAUAGUUUUUUUAAUUUAUUUGGGGGGUAUACUUGUGGUGUUUGGGUAUACUACGGCUAUGGCUACUGAGCCCUAUCCUGAGGCGUGGACGUCUAAUAAGGCUGUGUUAGGAGCAUUUAUUACAGGGGUGCUAGCGGAGUUGUUAAUUGCUUGUUAUAUUUUAAAGGAGGAUGAGGUUGAGGUUGUGUUUAAGUUUAAUGGUGCAGGCGAUUGGGUGAUUUAUGAUACAGGUGACUCAGGGUUUUUUAGUGAAGAGGCUAUGGGGAUUGCAGCAUUGUAUAGCUAUGGAACUUGGCUAGUAGUUGUUACUGGUUGGUCCUUGCUAAUUGGUGUGUUGGUAAUUAUGGAAGUUACUCGUGGAAAUUAA